Impatiens glandulifera is the source of this 928-nucleotide messenger RNA. Its product is annotated as glucan endo-1,3-beta-glucosidase, basic isoform-like. Gene Ontology annotation, cellular component: plasma membrane. The transcript has a single exon. The coding region runs from base 32 to 928 and encodes 298 amino acids. The record is from RefSeq and is a predicted model, not a curated record. Gene Ontology annotation, molecular function: hydrolase activity, hydrolyzing O-glycosyl compounds. Lineage: Eukaryota; Viridiplantae; Streptophyta; Magnoliopsida; Ericales; Balsaminaceae. Gene Ontology annotation, biological process: carbohydrate metabolic process.
CGCAGUUGCACAAGUAGGAGUUUGCUACGGAAUGUUAGGUAAUAAUUUGCCCCCUAAGCCCGAUGUUAUCGCUCUAUUCAAACAAAAUGGAAUCAAGAGAAUGAGACUUUACGAUCCAAACCCGGAAGCACUUAAAGCUCUAGGGGGAUCCAACAUCGAGGUUACGGUUGGUGUACUCAACCAAGAUCUUCAAAAGCUAGCUUCAAGCCCGGCCGAAGCCACCACUUGGGUCCAAACCAAUAUUAAAAGCUACCCAAAUGUUACAUUUAGGUACAUCGUGGUUGGCAAUGAAGUCCAAUCACAAUUCGUUCUCGGAGCCAUGCAAAACAUGUUUAACGCGAUUUCAACUGCCGGUCUAAAAAGCCAAAUUCGGGUGACCACAGCCCUCGACACUGGUAUCCUUGGAGAGUCUUUCCCGCCAUCCAAAGGCGUGUUCAAGGCCGACGCAAACGGGUUCAUCACCCCGAUAGCGAAGUUCCUCGCUGCAAACGGAUCUCCCUUGCUUAUGAAUGUAUACCCUUAUUUCGCACUAGCAAAUGUGGCACUUGAUUACGCGCUCUUCAAAUCACCCGGAGUUGUGGUGAAGGACGGUGCUCUAGGAUACCAGAACUUGUUCGACGCCAUGAUGGACGCUUUGUAUUCGGCGUUGGAGAAGGCUGGGGCCGGGUCUUUGGAGAUCGUCGUGUCGGAGACAGGGUGGCCAACGAGUGGAGGGAACGGAACAAGCCUAGAGAAUCAAAAGAGUUACAUUCUUAACCUUAUCAAUCAUGUGAAGGGUACACAAGGAACACCAAAGAAACCUGGAAAGUCCAUAGAAACUUAUAUCUUUGCCAUGUUUGAUGAGAACCAGAAAACCCCUGAUUAUGAGAAGUUUUGGGGUUUGUUUACUCCAAACAAACAAAUUAAGUACCCAAUUAGUUUUGCUUGA